GACAUAACUUCCCUACGUUUCCUGGGCUAACAACACCACGGCUGUCUCUGAUAACCUCCAUCUCGACUAACAGGGAACCCAGUGUUAGGACAGGGUUAUCCUUGUACAAACAUGCUUUACGGAACCCGUACAGUUUGUUAAGGUGGUCCGGUGUUGGUGUCGUACUCCACCCAGGGCCCGCUUUUGCUAAUUGAGCAGGCUAGCUCCGAAGCUAAGUCGUUAGCUAGCUUGCUGGCUCUAGCUUUUUCGUUUUGCGGUCACCUACGUUGGUUAAAAACGUAGUGAAUAAGCGUUGGCUCCUUUUAUUUUUUACCAACAACAGCAGUGAAGAAACGAGGAAUGGUGCAGCCCCAACCUGAUGGCACCAUGCAAUGGGACAUGUCAGGAGAUGAGAGCGGAGGGACCCUCAGGGUGCCACCUGAGCUGGCUGCCAAUGAGGUGGUGACCAGGCUGCUAAAUGACAACCUGCAGCUAAGAGAUGCACUGCGGCGGAGCAACCUUGCCCUGCGGCAGCGCUGUGAGGAAAUGGAGGGGUGGCAACGAAAAACAAGAGAGGAAAGAGAGUUUCUCAGUUGCCGUUUUCAGGAGGCCAGGGCUCUGGUGGAGAGGCUGGCGCAAGAGAACCACUCUUUACAGAGCAUGGUGAAUGGACCGGCCUCGUCCUCUAGCAACUGCUGCAGCUCCAGCCAGACUGAAGACCUGCAGGCACGUCCUGCUAGAAACGGUCCGCUGGACGGACCACAGACUCUAGAUCAGCGGGAGAGGAGGAGAGUUGAAGAGGUUGAUCAACACACACAAACCACUCCACCUCGCAGCCUGGCGAACAAUGUUCCUGAGGAGGCUGCUCCACCACAUCGCUCUGAGGCGCAGCACUCCUCUGACUGCUCUAGUCUGGCUAAACUCACCGAGCAGCUUCAGGCUACACAGGGCAGGUACCGGGAUCUAGAGGAGAAACUUGAUUACCUUCAGAAGAGUUCAGCUCAGCGGGACAGAACCGAAGCUCUGCUCAAACAAAAAGAGAAGGACUUUUCUCAGCUCCAAAAGGACUGUGAGGCUUUGAAAGCUCAAGCAACUUCUCUAUUAGGAGAACUAAAUGAGAGACAGAGCAGUCUGGAGAAAAGUGAGGUUGAGCGCAAAAUGUUGGAAGAAAAGCUGUGCAAUAAAAUAAAGUCCCUGCAAAUGAUGGAGCGGGACCUGGAGCAGCAAAAGAAGCAGCAUCAUGUGGCCAUGGACAAGCUGAUGCUGCAGAGCCAGGGCCUGGAGCAAGCCCUGAAGAACGAGAGACACAUUGUCACAGAGGAGAAGAAGAAAUUGUCACAGCUGCAGCACGCCUAUACUUGUCUUUUCCGAGACUAUGAUUCUAAAUUGAAGAGUGAUGGAGGAGAUCUGUGUAGCCGACUGGAAGACGCAGAACGAGCUUUGGCCUUGAAGCAGGAUCUAAUUGAUAAACUAAAAGAGGAGGUGGAACAACAGAAAGGCUCACUGGAGACAGUUCCUGUCCUCACUGCACAGGCUGAGAUCUAUAAGGCAGAUUUCUUAGCAGAGAGAGACGCUAGAGAGAAGCUAAACGAGAAGAAGGAGGAGCUGCAGGAACAGCUCACCAAGGCCAUGGCUGAAAUCGAAAGGCUCAAACAAGACGCCACAGCGCGUGCCCGUAUAGAGCAAAUGAAGCAGAGACACCUGGAAGACUUUUCUGCACGAGCUCCACUCAUUCCACCACCACAAGCUUUUAACACGGUGCCCCCUGCAACUUCAUUUCGCAACCAGGGUUUGGUUCCUGUUGGAGAUCAAGGGGCGGCUGGAAAUGAGGAUCUUCCAGAUUUAUGUUGUCCUAAGUGCCAGUACCUGGCUCCCGAUAUGGACACGCUGCAGAUACAUGUCAUGGAUUGUAUACAGUAACAUAAAAAGGGUUUAAAUCAGAAAUGCACACAGUAUAUUGAAGUUUCUGACAUUCAAAAAACAAAGAGUCACAGUGUAUGUAUAUGCUAGACGUUUUCCAAAAAAUCAGUUUCUGCUGCAUCUUUUGCCUUCCUCUGCCAUAACCUGUCUUUGUUUCCGCACCGAUGCACACCCAUCAGUAUUUCUACAUUAUCUUUGGCUUCUAUUUCCUCCAGUGGCAACUUGGGAGGUGAUGAUACAGGCGUGUGGACUUUGAUUGCAUCAAAAUGUUUAUACAAAAAUCUUUGAGCCAAACAACUGAGAAUUCAUAUGGGUAUGGUUUAAUAUGUGCCAGUGUGAAUAUCCUGGAGAGCUUUACAAAAUAAAGAGUAUUUAAAUAUGUUUGGUUAUAAAUGUUGCUCGUCUACAUUACCUCAAAACAUGUAUUAUUCUGUAUUAGAGAUGGAUUUACUCGUAGUGAAAUGGUAGCCAUUCUCUGUGUUCUGUGCCUGUGUACACUUGUGACUGUACCACUGCUUUAUCUGACGUUAGACCAGAUCUUUAAUCCUCUGUGCCGUUGGCUGUUUUAUCUUUCUGAAUGUACUCUAAUUGAAGAUCCUUCACACUUUGUGUGAGUAUUGUGUGUAAAUCAUUCUGUGCAAAGGAUAAUGUUUCAAACUUGAUUUAUGAAAUAAAUCAGUUAUUCAGUA
Messenger RNA from Betta splendens (Siamese fighting fish), 2588 nucleotides. It is a transcript of the gene ikbkg, whose product is annotated as inhibitor of nuclear factor kappa B kinase regulatory subunit gamma. The coding region runs from base 340 to 1899 and encodes 519 amino acids. Gene Ontology annotation, molecular function: K63-linked polyubiquitin modification-dependent protein binding. Lineage: Eukaryota; Metazoa; Chordata; Actinopteri; Anabantiformes; Osphronemidae. Gene Ontology annotation, biological process: positive regulation of canonical NF-kappaB signal transduction. Gene Ontology annotation, cellular component: nucleus; IkappaB kinase complex; cytoplasm. The transcript has 14 exons. The record is from RefSeq and is a predicted model, not a curated record.